CUCAAUCCCUUAGCUAAAUACUUCAGACUAUAAUCCAACCCUUUAUUCGAUCUCUCUUAACACUAAUUAUUUGGAAUAUACGUAGGAUGCCCAGGCCGUAGCAUAACUCUGAGUCAAGAUGGCAAUGCUGAGUGACGAUUUCAAGUACUUUAGCUCAAAUAUUAGCUGCCACAGUUUGUUGCACGCCUCGUACAGCUAUCGCUGCUCGAUGUCCAGGGAGCUGGAGGAGUGCCAUGAGAUCAUAAACUUUUUCAACUACUUCGAGCUGAUGUACUGCUAUCUGCGCAUCGACGACAGGGCGAUGGAGUCCUUUGCGUUCUUCCUGCUGCUGCUUGCCUCGUUGGCAUAUUUGUUGCUCAUGUCGAUUGUCGUCGAUCACUUCCUAACGCCCACUGUGAAGAUCUUGGCCCUGAAUCUGCGCCUCAACGAGUACUUCGCCGGCGUCACUCUGCUGGCCUUUUGCAAUUCCUCGCCCGAUUUCGUCGCCAAUCUGAUGCCCAUCCGGAAGCGCGGCGCCCUCUUCACCUGCGUCAUUGGCAACAGCCUGGCCGUGCUGCUCGUCUGCGGCGGCAUGAUCUGUUUCCUGAGGCCCUUCAAGAUCGACGGCCACAGCACCGUCCAGAACCUGCUCUUCCUCGUCCUGGCCAUCGAUCUGCUGCACUUCUUGAUAGUCAGCGAGGAAAAAGUGAGUAGGGCCGAGUGUUCGAGUAAUCCUCUUGUGCUUCUAUGUCAUCUUCCUGAUUGUCAAUAUAGCGGAUCUUCUACUCAUCAAGUAUACCAUAAAAAGUAAGU
Messenger RNA from Drosophila navojoa, 792 nucleotides. RefSeq names its product mitochondrial sodium/calcium exchanger protein. Lineage: Eukaryota; Metazoa; Arthropoda; Insecta; Diptera; Drosophilidae. Gene Ontology annotation, cellular component: membrane. Gene Ontology annotation, biological process: monoatomic cation transport; transmembrane transport; intracellular calcium ion homeostasis. The record is from RefSeq and is a predicted model, not a curated record. Gene Ontology annotation, molecular function: calcium:sodium antiporter activity.